CCGCCAAUCACACGCUUGGUUGGGGUGUGCUCCAAGAUGGCGACUUCCAGGGAUCUGUAUCAGACAUUAUCGCAUAUGAAAGCUAAAUAUCAGUGUCUACCCGUGGUUUAAACUUCCUAAUAGGUCGAAAAUAAGGAGCCGAGUGGGGCUGAGUUGUCGCCAGUGAAACGUGGAAACAGUUCCCCUAUGGUUUGUUCGUGCGGCGAGCCGGCUUCGGUGUCGGUCUGAAGGAGGUUGUGUUAUCCGAGUAUGGCCACCGAGAACAGGAUCAAUUUUUGGAGGAGAAACGCAAAGGUUCCCGGCAGUGUACAACCAGUUUAUGGAGCACAGCACCCCCCUCUCGACCCACGAUUGCGUCGCACAUAUCCCAAAGACACAAAGCCCAAGUUCAACAAUCUUAAGUCUAAAAAGGCCUCUAGCUUCCACGAGUUUGCUCGCAGCACCAAUGAUGCUUGGGACAUCGACGAAGAGGAGGACGAAGAUUUCCUCAGCACCCCUGCUCCAACUUUAAGCUCACCAUCAGGCCAUCACUCCACAUCCGCACAGGACCAGCAGCAGAUUCAAGAUGAUGGCACAGAAACGGGGGUGUCUGACAGACUGGCACCGCCCAGCACAGAAGCACUAGACUUCCAGGAUGUGCAGGAGGAGGAUGCAGAGUACUGGGAGCAUGUCAACGGCAAGGUUGUCAAGUCUAGCAGCGACGCCCACCUCAACAUGUCCUCAGUCUGCUCCAGCCUGCAGAAGCAGCAGUCUCUCCCAGUCCGUGCCAUCAUCCCACUGGUGGCUCGCAUGUCGGACCAGAACGCGUCAGGGGCCCCACCCAUGACGGUGCGGGAGAAGAGCCGGCUGGACAAAUUCAAGCAGCUGCUGGCCAGUCCCAACACUGACCUAGAGGAACUCCGGAAGCACAGCUGGUCGGGCAUUCCCCGAGAAGUCCGGCCGAUCACAUGGAGACUCCUCUCUGGCUACCUGCCAGCCAACAAAGAGCGCAGAGAGCUGGUGAUGAAGAGGAAGCGAGAGGAAUACUUUGGCUUCAUAGAGCAGUAUUACCACUCCAGAACAGACGAACACUAUAAAGACACUUACAGACAGAUCCACAUCGAUAUUCCAAGAACCAACCCUCUGAUUCCCCUGUUCCAGCAGCCGGCAGUACAAGAGGUGUUUGAGCGUAUUCUCUUUAUCUGGGCCAUCCGCCACCCGGCCAGCGGCUACGUCCAGGGGAUCAAUGAUCUGGUCACUCCCUUCUUUGUCGUCUUCCUCUCCGAGUUUGUCAAAGACGUGGAGAACUCUGAGGUGGCUGCGCUGCCUCUGGACACCCAGAGAAACAUCGAAGCUGACAGCUUCUGGUGCAUGAGCAAGCUGCUGGAUGGAAUACAGGACAACUACACCUUCGCUCAGCCUGGAAUCCAGAACAAAGUGAAAGCUUUAGAGGAGCUGGUCAGCAGGAUAGAUGAGGACAUUCACAAUCAUUUCAAGAGGUACGAGGUGGAGUAUCUGCAGUUUGCUUUCCGUUGGAUGAACAAUCUGCUGAUGAGGGAGCUGCCGCUUCGUUGCACUAUUCGUCUCUGGGACACCUACCAGGCUGAAACAGAGGGGUUCACACACUUCCACCUGUACGUCUGUUCUGCCUUCCUCAUCGAGUGGCGCAAAGAAAUCCUCUCCAUGGUGGACUUUCAGGGCCUUCUUAUGCUACUGCAGAACCUUCCCACAAUCCAUUGGGGUAACGAGGAAGUCGGCCUCCUGCUGGCUGAAGCUUAUAGACUAAAGUACAUGUUUGCAGACGCACCCAGCCACUACAAGAGAUAGGCCCAAGUCUGAUAGACCCUCCAGAGCAGCUGUGUCUCUGAGGAACCUGGGACACACAGAACUUGAACUCCAGUGACUGACACACUUCAAGCUCUGUGACUAUGAGAAUAUUUGCAGUCACUGCACUGUAUCGAUGGACUGUUACAGAAUAGAUAACCACACCCACCCCACCUUGCUUUACUUGUACAGUCUGUGGUCAUGCAACAUGAAUAACACUGUAAUAUAAAGGGAGGAUGUCUGUGAGAUUAUCCUUUUAGUGAAAGAUGGCAUCUACAGAUUCUAUUUUUUUGAAGAUAUGUUUUGGUAGUUUUUUUACAAGGGAAAUAAUCUUAGAUGUAAACCAGGCAACUACAAUAAUUUAUUUUCUUUGUUCAAAUGUAUUUAGUCUUACACUGUUAAGCUAUUAAUAAUAAGAAGGACCCCCGCCCCCACCUUUCAGAUAAGAGUGCUAAUUUAUGAGUAGACUUAUGUUUUGGUUCAGGGUUUUCAAAUUUGCACAGUACAAUCAAUUUAUUAAAUAUUCUAUAUUAUACUUUUAUUCAAUGACUCGGCUCAUUGUUAGCCAGUACUUAUAUUUAAAAUAGUUGUAGGCAUUAGACCUAAGAGUAGCACAUUGUAGGUACUGUGUCUAUUUAGCUUGAGUUCUGGGUUAAAGGUGGAGGAACACAUUUAGUACCUAAGCCUCAGAAGAGAGGAGGUUAAUGUAGCUUUGAAAUUCCUUGUUUAAACUGCUACCCUGGAAUCUUAUCUAAGUCUUAUUUGAUUUUGUCCCUGUCUUAGAUACAUCUAAAUGUUAUUAUAUUUUGACAGUUAAAUUAGUUAGAGAUUGUGGCACAUUGUAACAAUGGCAAAACAUGAGAUCAGCAACAACUGGUCUGUUUGAAUCUUGAAUAAUUUCCUUUUGCGUAACAUUCAGAGUACAUGAUUGUAUGAUAAUCUGUGAACUAUCUAACUGGAUACCUGUGGUCACCGUAAAGAUGCAGGUCGUUAAACAUCUUCCUCAGUAUAGGAUCAUUUUAAUAUUUGUUUUUUUAGGUUGUGACUAAAUGUCCUUCAGCAUUGAAAAGGCAUUUCCUUGUCUCAAGUUAUACUUGAGACAGUCCUGUGGACACAGUGCAGCUCACAUCAUUUUGAUGCAUUUGUUAUGUUCUUCUGUCUUUUAAAAUGUGACAUGGAUAAUUGCUGUGUUAUCAUUAAUGUUUGUAUUUUAUAUUUGUAUAUGGUUCAGGUUAGGUUGCUCUUGUAUCUGUGACCAUUGAGGGGUGAAUAUAUAUGUUACUACUCAUCUACUGUACCUUCAUUACCAGUGAUAAUUAUACCACAAUGUAUGUCUGAAAGAUAUGACAAUCAUCAUUUAAUUUCCUAAUCUACAAGAGAUGUUCUUUUUUUAAUUGUCUUUUGCCAUUUUGACUUUUUAUUUUACAGACGGUGUCCACACUGUUUAAUGAGUCUUAAUUCAUAUUCAAGAGUGAUUCGGUCCUUCUGAAGUAUGGCACUAUAUAUUCUGAAGAUGCUAUGGUACUUAAUUUGAGUCUGUGAAAUAGAUCAUUUUCAUUUUGGAACAAUCUAACACUGUCAUAUACUUACUUAUGGUUUAUUCAUUGCCAGUUUUGGGUUUAGCUUUAGCUUUGUGUUUAGCCUGCUAUAAUCUUGUGUUCAUCCACCUUCUUUUCCCUAACUUUUAAUGUAUUUUAAGUGAUGUUGUUGAAUGUAUGCCUUUAGCCUUAAAGUUGUUUUGUUUUUUCAUUCAGGUGCGCCAACUGAUUGUUCACUCCAUAUAAAGGUCAUAAUGUCCUCAAAAUAUGAUGUUGACUCUAAAGGCUGAAAAAUAAAAAACAACUGAUAUCUUU
This is a messenger RNA of Gymnodraco acuticeps, 3656 nucleotides long. RefSeq names its product TBC1 domain family, member 22B (gene tbc1d22b). Gene Ontology annotation, molecular function: GTPase activator activity. The record is from RefSeq and is a predicted model, not a curated record. The coding region runs from base 250 to 1806 and encodes 518 amino acids. The transcript is spliced from 14 exons. Gene Ontology annotation, biological process: activation of GTPase activity. Lineage: Eukaryota; Metazoa; Chordata; Actinopteri; Perciformes; Bathydraconidae.